Prosopis cineraria is the source of this 633-nucleotide messenger RNA. RefSeq names its product H/ACA ribonucleoprotein complex subunit 2-like protein. The record is from RefSeq and is a predicted model, not a curated record. NCBI's taxonomy places the organism in Eukaryota, Viridiplantae, Streptophyta, Magnoliopsida, Fabales, Fabaceae. Gene Ontology annotation, molecular function: box H/ACA snoRNA binding. Gene Ontology annotation, biological process: snRNA pseudouridine synthesis; rRNA pseudouridine synthesis. Gene Ontology annotation, cellular component: box H/ACA snoRNP complex; nucleolus.
AAAGAGAAACCCUACAAAGGGCACUGCGUUCGACUGCCAUUCCUUCGCUUCCAGGAAGCGAUGGGGAGCGAUAGUGAAGCCGAAAAGUCGGUGCAGAAGGAGAAGGAGAAGGAGAAGAAGAAAAUGCUCGGUCUGUCUCCAAUUGCCAAGCCUCUGGCUGGGAAGAAGCUCUGCAAGCGAGCUCUUAAACUUGUUCGUCGAGCUUCUGAGCACAAGUGCCUAAAGAGAGGAGUAAAGGAGGUGGUUAAAAGUAUAAGGCGUGGUCAUAAAGGAUUAUGUGUUAUUGCUGGCAAUAUAUCACCAAUUGAUGUGAUUACCCAUCUUCCUAUCUUAUGAGAAGCUGAAAUCCCAUACAUAUACGUUCCAUCGAAAGAAGACCUUGCAAGUGCAGGAGUGACCAAGAGGCCAACUUGCUGCGUUUUGGUGAUGACCAAGCCUGCUAAGGGGGAAUUAGAUAAAGGGGAACAGGAAAAACUAGAGUCAGAUUAUGAUCAAGUUGUAUCAGAAGUUAAUGAGGUUACUGCUUCUCUUUUUGAAGCACAAAUUCAUUUGUACUCUCUUUUGGUCAGUUAAAGCAUUUUACCUCGGAUAAAUGGCUGAUAUGAUAUCAUCUAUCAAAGGAUUGCUUUUAAA